Orycteropus afer afer is the source of this 936-nucleotide messenger RNA. RefSeq names its product gap junction beta-4 protein. Gene Ontology annotation, molecular function: gap junction channel activity. Gene Ontology annotation, cellular component: connexin complex. The record is from RefSeq and is a predicted model, not a curated record. Gene Ontology annotation, biological process: cell communication. NCBI's taxonomy places the organism in Eukaryota, Metazoa, Chordata, Mammalia, Tubulidentata, Orycteropodidae.
AUGAACUGGGCAUUUCUGCAGGGCCUCCUGAGUGGCGUGAACAAGUAUUCCACGGCACUAAGCCGUAUCUGGCUGUCCAUGGUGUUCAUCUUCCGUGUGCUCGUGUACGUGGUGGCCGCCGAGGAUGUGUGGGAUGACGAACAGAAGGAUUUUAUCUGCAACACACAGCAACCAGGCUGCCCUAACGUCUGCUACGAUGAGUUCUUCCCUGUGUCCCACGUGCGCCUGUGGGCCCUGCAGCUCAUCCUGGUCACCUGCCCCUCACUGCUGGUGGUCAUGCAUGUGGCCUAUCGUGAAGAGCGUGAACGGCGCUACCGCCUAAAGCAUGGGCCCAAUGCCCCAUCACUGUACGACAAUGCAGGCAAGAAGCGAGGUGGGCUCUGGUGGACAUACUUACUGAGUCUCAUCUUCAAGGCCACCGUAGACACCAGCUUCCUCUAUAUCUUCCAUCGCCUCUACAAGGAUUAUGACAUGCCCCGUGUGGUGGCCUGCUCUGUGGAUCCAUGCCCCCACACUGUGGAUUGUUACAUCUCCCGACCCACAGAGAAGAAGGUCUUCACCUACUUCAUGGUGGCCACAGCUGUCAUUUGCAUCCUGCUUAACCUCUGUGAGGUCACCUAUCUGGUGGGCAAGAGGUGUAUGGAGAUCCUGGGCUCCAGGAGAGCCAAGGCUCCAUACAUAGGGCAUCAACUGAACUGUGCCCCCUCCUCCUGCAAGCAGGAUGGCCUCCUCUCAGGUGACUUCAUCUUUCUUAUCAAACCACCCUUAGGACCAUGUGAAGAAAACUCUCCUCACAGGCACAAAACCUUGUCCCUGUAUGAUGAGGUCAAGAAGCUCCAUGGGUGGUACUUUCUGAGUCUCAUCUUCAAGGCCACCUUCAAAGCCAUCUUCCUCUAUAUCUUACAUCACCUCUACAAGGAUUAUGACAUGUCCUGA